This is a messenger RNA of Harpia harpyja (harpy eagle), 984 nucleotides long. RefSeq names its product olfactory receptor 151-like. Gene Ontology annotation, biological process: G protein-coupled receptor signaling pathway. The record is from RefSeq and is a predicted model, not a curated record. Gene Ontology annotation, cellular component: membrane. NCBI's taxonomy places the organism in Eukaryota, Metazoa, Chordata, Aves, Accipitriformes, Accipitridae. Gene Ontology annotation, molecular function: olfactory receptor activity; G protein-coupled receptor activity.
AUGACUUCAGCUUCUAAAAAGCAAAACCAAACCUACAUUACAGAAUUCAUCCUCCUGGGAUUUGGCAAUUUACCUGACCUUCAGGUAACCUGUUCAGCAGGUUCAGAAAACCUCUUCCUGCUCUUUCUGGUGAUCUACAUGGUGGCAAUGAUGGGGAACAUUCUCAUCCUCAUGUUGGUGGUGGCUAAUCAGCAUCUCCACACCCCAGCGUACUUCUUCCUCAGUAACUUGUCCUGCUUGGAGACCUGCUACAGCUCCACCAUCCUGCCCAAGCUGCUGGUCAGCUUCCUGACAGGUGACAGAAGUAUUUCCUACAGCAGCUGCAUGACACAGUUUUUCAUAUUUGCUUUUCUAGUUGGGGUAGAGUGUUAACUCCUGGAAGUGAUGUCAUACGAUCUAUACUUAGCAGUAUGCAAACCUUUGCAUUACAUCACCCUAAUGAAUCAUACGUUUUGCAUAACACUAGCUGCAGGGGCCUGACUUACUGGGUUUAUGAUCAGCUUUGUUAUCACACUGUUGAUGUCACAAAUGGUGUACUGUGAUCACAGUGAAUUCUGUGAUUUCACAUCUAUGAUAAAAUGCUCCUGCAAUGACACACUCUCCAGGGUCAACCUACCACAACUUCUAAUAGAAGUUAUAACAUCUUUGAUGUCUGCUACAUGUACUAUGCUGCCCUUUCUUUUCUCUGUAGCAUCCUGUAUUUUAAACAUGAUCACCAUCCUGAGAAUCCCUUCAGCUACAGAAAGGCAAAAGGCAUCUUCCACAUGCUCUUCUCACCUCAUUGUGGUCACUAUUUUCUAUUCAACUCUCAUCCUUGUCUAGUUACCAAAAACUUACAACUUCACAGCUUUCAACAAGUUGUUCUCUGUCUUCUACACUGUGGUGACACCCAUGGUGAAUCCACUUAUCUACCCCUUAAGAAUCAAAGAAGUCAGAGGAGCCCUGGGGAAAGAAGUCCAGGCAUUUAUGGGUUUAUAUAAAUGA